CGGGAAAGGCCCCACCUUGCCCCUCCCCAUUCUCACCUCACCCUCUGCAAAUCUGACAGGCACGGGACAGGAGUAGGCACCAAGACCUUUGCUGCUUUGCCUUGCAGCCUCCCCAGGUCCCUUGCGGGCCCCUCACCCUUCUAGCUCACAGCUGGCCCCCUGUAGGUACAGAAGGAUGACUGACUGCUACCGCCCCCCAGGGAACGAGACGCUGCUGAGCUCUCCAGCCUCACGGGCCACAGGCACUGCCUUCCUGCUGCUGGCGGCGCUGCUGGGGCUGCCGGGCAAUGGUUUCGUGGUGUGGAGCUUGGGGGGCUGGCGGCCGGCGCGGGGACGGCCGCUGGCGGCCACUCUCGUGCUGCACCUGGCGCUGGCCGAUGGCGCCGUGCUGCUGCUCACGCCGGUCUUUGUGGCCUUCCUGGUGAGGCAGGCGUGGCCGCUGGGCCAGCUGGGCUGCAAGGCCGUGUACUACGUGUGCGCGCUCAGCAUGUACGCCAGCGUCCUGUUCACCAGCCUGCUCAGCCUGCAGCGCUGCCUCGCCGUCACCCGCCCUUUCCUGGCGCCCCGGCUGCGCAGCCCGGCCCUGGCCCGCCGCCUGCUGCUUGCCGUCUGGCUGGCCGCGCUGUUGCUCGCCGUCCCGGCCGCCGUCUACCGCCACCUCUGGGGGGACAGCCUGUGCCAGCUGUGCCACCCGUCGCGGGCCCACGCCGCCGUCCACCUGAGCCUGGAGACUCUGACCGCUUUCGUGCUGCCCUUCGGGGUGGUGCUCGGCUGCUACAGCGUGACGCUGGCGCGGCUGCGGGGCGCCCGCUGGGGCUCCGGCCGGCACGGCACGCGCGUGGGCCGGCUGGUGAGCGCCAUCGUGCUGGCCUUCGGCUUGCUCUGGGCCCCCUACCACAUGGUCAACAUUGUGCAGGCGAUGGCCGCGAUGGCGCCACCCGAAGGGACCCUGGCGAAGCAGGGCGGUGCGAGCCAGGCAGCGAGAGCCGGAACCACGGCUCUGGCCUUCUUCAGCUCCAGCGUCAACCCAGUGCUCUACCUCUUCACCGCGGGGGAUCUGCUGCCCCGCGCAGGUCCCCGCUUCCUCACGCGGCUGUUCGAGGGCUCUGGGGAGGCCCGAGGAGGCGGCCGCUCCAGGGAGGGGACCAUGGAGCUCCGAACUACCCCUCGGCUCAGAGUGGUGGGGCUGGGCCUGGGCAACGGAGACCCCGGGGGCGGGGCGGCCAAGGACAGUCAGGAAUGGGGCCCUUGACACCAAAUCCUGCUCUUCCCUGUCCCCUUCCAUCACCCCUCAGAACUCAGCACUCGGGGGCGUUUGGGAAGCCUCUGACCAGUUUGGAACUGUGGGGGCAGAAUUAUGCACCUGGGGCAGGCCCAGGUCCUCCAGACUGAGGGAUUGCCAGGGGUGAUGGUUCAUGCUAAUGAAUAUUGUGCACUUGCAGGUUGGCAUGUGCCCAUGUGCCAGAGCUGCUAAUUUGUUGCCAAUAGUCAUUGUGAAAGACCCGUGCAGCCGUUACACCAUGGCUUAAGUGUGCUCUCCCGAGGGUCAGCAUGCCUGAGGUGUACUGAAGCCACCUGGUUUCCCUGCGGGGUCAGGACGGCUGGGCAGCGGCAGCCUUCAGUGGCAUCUUGACCCGUCCUCCCCAGCUCGGGUGGCCUACUUCCCUCAGGCCAUACAACCACUCUGUAAAUCAAGGGAGAAAGAGGAAAGAAAGGUAUGGGUGCUUGGGUGUGGGCUGCGGAUGGGAUCCGUUCUCUGGGGUCUAUAAGAGCCAAGAAGGGGGUGGGGGUGGGGAGACUGGCCCUGGCAGGUGAAAGUCAAUCUGUGGGAUUGAAAGGAGAGUUUUCCUGUCUGCCUUGUGGUUGGUGCAGCGGGGGAGGGGCCCUGGGAGUCUGAGACUUAGCUUCCUCUUUGAAUCCACCUCUCCCCCCCAAGGUCACCUGACUCAAAAGGAGCAGGCACUCACUUAGCCAGAGGACGUUUGGGGCUUGGGGAUGAGGGAGUAUGAGGAAGAGUGUGGGUGUCUGGAGGACAGGAAGAAUUUUUCAGGGAGGUACCACCUCUCCUUUCUCCUUUUUCUCUCUGCCAAAUCUUGACUCCUCCUGACGGCUAGCUGUUCCUCAUCUGUCCUCCCCGAUAUUUCCCAGACCCCGUCUUUUGGAAUUUCUUUACCUCUAGGCCUCAAAACUGUUCUGGAUCCUGAUACUUUUGUGUGUGUUUUUUGGAUCCUCAUACUUUUGAAUUUGGGGUGCAGGAUGGAAUUCUUUUUAGGAGGACAUCCACGUGCACACACAUGUGGUUACUAGGGUGACCAACUCGCGGUUUUGUCAGUGGAAGCCUUUUAUCCCGGUCUCCUAAGUCCCUGGCAAACCAAGAUGGUUGUUAAGUUCUGGUCAACCUGACUGUUACCCCAUGUUCUGCCUUAGUGACUGUUCACACCACCCAGGUAGAUGCAGACAUAGCAAAGGAAACCCAGUCCUCAGGGUCACGCCAGGGCCACCAAAACGGGUUGGGUUGGGGUUGGAGCUCUGGACUUGGGGGACAGGUAUGCUUAGAGUGUCUAGUCUAGGGUGGAAGAAGGAAGGUCACUGACAGAAUGGAAAUGGGGAGCAGCUUGGGAGAGGAGGCAAAGACUGUCCAGUUUGUGUCAGAAGGAGCCUCUGAUUGACCCCAGAGCUUCUUGCAGAGGCUUCCUCUUGUCCUCACGCAUGGGGGAAGAGGGUCCCUAACUUCCUCUGUUACAUAUUUCCCGACUCACACACCCUCUGUGGUCAGAAAGCUCUUCCUCAACUCUG
Molecule: messenger RNA, 2796 nt
Organism: Myotis myotis
Lineage: Eukaryota; Metazoa; Chordata; Mammalia; Chiroptera; Vespertilionidae
Gene: LTB4R2
Product: leukotriene B4 receptor 2
Exons: 2
Coding region: 176-1252 (358 amino acids)
Biological process (GO): neuropeptide signaling pathway; inflammatory response
Cellular component (GO): membrane
Molecular function (GO): G protein-coupled peptide receptor activity; leukotriene B4 receptor activity
Source: RefSeq, a predicted model, not a curated record